AUGACAGUUGCUUCUAUGUUAUUCUCAUGCUCUAUGCAUGUGGGAGUAUCUAAUCCAAAGAUGUCUUCAAAAGCCUCUGCUUGUUGUUUGCUGAACCGCCCAUGGCCAUCAUGUGGGCAGGUUGGAGUUUCGGAAAAAUCGAAACUCUUGUGCCGGGCAGGUGCGCUUCAGGUUGAAAGUGCACCUUUGUUUUCUGUUGGGCAAAAGUUUCAAUUUGAUGAUGUGAUUGAAGCUCAACAGUUUGAUAGAGAAACUCUCGGGGCUAUAUUUGAAGUUGCUAGGAGUAUGGAGAAUAUUCGGGGUAACUCUCCGGGUAGCCAAAUGCUUAAGGGUUACCUCAUGGCGACGUUGUUUUAUGAGCCUUCCACUAGAACUAGGCUUUCGUUUGAGUCUGCUAUGAAAAGAUUAGGUGGUGAUGUUCUCACAACUGAAAAUGCUAGGGAGUUUUCGUCUGCGGCUAAAGGAGAGACGCUCGAAGAUACUAUAAGAACGGUUGAAGGUUACUCUGAUAUAAUUGUAUUGCGCCACUUUGAAAGUGGUGCAGCGAGAAGAGCUGCAGCGACUGCUAACAUUCCGGUUAUUAAUGCAGGGGAUGGCCCAGGACAGCAUCCUAGCCAGGCGUUGUUAGACGUUUAUACCAUUGAAAGAGAGAUAGGAAAACUGGACGGAAUUAAAGUCGGACUUGUCGGAGACCUCGCUAACGGGAGGACAGUUCGCUCACUUGCAUACUUACUUGCCAAGUACCGUGACGUGAAAUUAUAUUUUGUAUCGCCUAAUGUUGUUAAAAUGAAGGAUGACAUAAAAGAGUAUCUGACAUCAAAAGGAGUGGAGUGGGAAGAAAGUUCUGAUUUGAUGGAAGUCGCUUCUAAAUGCGAUGUGGUUUAUCAAACUCGCAUUCAGAAGGAAAGAUUCGGAGAGAAACUUAACCUUUAUGAAGAAGCAAGAGGAAAGUAUAUCGUGAAUCAAGAUGUUCUAAAGGUGAUGCAAAAUCAUGCUGUUGUAAUGCACCCUCUUCCAAAACUCGACGAAAUCGAAGCUGACGUCGACAAUGACCCAAGAGCUGCUUAUUUUAGGCAGGCAAAGAAUGGUUUAUACAUUAGGAUGGCUCUGUUAAAGGUUUUGCUUCUUGGAUGGUGA
Messenger RNA from Vicia faba (fava bean), 1137 nucleotides. The record is from the annotation of a GenBank genome assembly. NCBI's taxonomy places the organism in Eukaryota, Viridiplantae, Streptophyta, Magnoliopsida, Fabales, Fabaceae.